AGUUUUUCGAUCUUUAGCAACCUUCGGAUGUGGUUGUUCUUGAAUAAAAUAAUAUUGUUAUCUGAUUGAGGAAAACAAUCCUAAAGGCAAGGCGUUGCUUCACUAGUGCCCAGGACUGUUAAUACCGUGAACAAAUAAUGGCCGAAAAUGAGACCCACAGCAGCGACACUGAGGAAAGUACUUCGGAGGAAAUUGAACCCAAAUUCAAAUAUCAGCGCAUUGCUCACGAUUUGAAAGACAUUCUGAACAAAGAUGUUGUUACUGCCUGUGCCAUACAUCCUAAGUUUCUUAUCUUUGGUACAUUUCUGGGACGUAUCUAUUUGGUGGAUCAUCAAGGCAACACUGUAAAUUCUCAUUUAAAUCACAAUCAACACGAAUUUGCUCAUACGGUAGCCGUUAAUCAGGUAGAUAUCGAUUCCAGAGGAGAAUAUGUAGCUACAUGUUCGGACGACGGCAAGGUUAAUGUAAUUGGCUUAUUUAGUAAUGAUGAUAAUCAGACAAUUAAUUGUGGACGUGCCAUACGGGCUGCAGUAUUAGAUCCAGAUCCAAAAGUAAGCGAGGGAAAGCGUUUUAUAGUAGGUGAUGAAAAACUAACUCUGUAUGAAAAGAACUUCCUAAAGAAACUUAAACCCAAUGUACUCUCAAAUGCUGAAGGUCAUGUCAUUUCUAUAUGCUGGAAUGGACCGUUUGUGGCAUGGGCAAGUUGCUUGGGUGUACGUGUAUAUGAUCUAAAUGAAAAAUGCUCUCUGGGCCUUAUGAAAUGGGAAGAACCUACAAAUGCUCGUUUGGAAAACUUCCGUUGCAAUUUUCGUUGGGCCAACUCGAAUACUUUACUUAUCGGCUGGGUCGAUACAAUACGUAUAUGUGUUAUACGUAAACGUAAUUCUGUUGAGGCAACUUUAAAAGCCUUGCCUGGUUUUAUAGUGGAUCCAAUUUCAACUUUCCAAACAACAUUCUAUAUUAGUGGCUUAGCAUCGUUGACUUCCAAUCAAUUAGUUGUACUCGGUUAUCCCAAGGAAAAGGACUCAAAUCGAAAAGCUUUACGUCCAGUAUUAUCUGUAUUGGAAUAUAAAUUAAAUAGCAGCGAAGAAAUUUGUACUGAUAGUUUAUCUUUAAGAGGUUACCAAGAAUAUUCCGUAAACGAUUAUAUCUUAGGUUGUUUGGCCGAAGAAAAUCGUUAUUAUAUUAUAGCACCUAAGGACAUUGUUGUGGCCACCUUGUUUGAUACAGAGGACCGGGUACAAUGGUUGAUAGAUCACAGAAAGUUUGAAGAAGCCAUGGAAAUUCUAUCAUUGCAUGGUGGCAAUGUUUUACCUGUAGCAAGACUUUAUAUCAAUCAUUUGUUGUCACAAAAACACUACGAUACAGCAGGGAAAUUGUGUCUCAGAGUUUUGGGUAACAACAAGGCAUUGUGGGAAGAGGAAGUCUUUAAAUUUGUCAAACACAAGCAGCUGAGAUCCGUUAGUGCCUAUUUACCCACCUCAGAUGAUUGUAAACUGGAUCCGCAUGUCUAUGAAAUGGUGUUGUAUGAGUUUCUAAAAAAUGACGUCAAAGGAUUUCUAACCUUAAUCAAAGAGUGGCCAUCAAAUUUGUACGACUGUUCGGCGGUCAUCAAUGCCAUACAUGAUAAUUUUCACAAGCAAUAUGCCAACGAACUGUUGGAGGCUUUGGCCAUAUUGUAUUCGUACAAAAAGGAAUAUGAAAGUGCACUACGGAUGUAUUUGAAAUUGGAGAAUAAGGAUGUUUUCAAUUUGAUCCGGCGCUAUGAUCUCUAUGGUGUUAUACACAAAAUGAUAAUGCCACUCAUACAAAUCGACCAAGAACGGGCCUUUCAAAUAUUGUUAGAUAAAAACAAAAUACCCCCGGAAAUUGUUGUUCAACAAUUGGAAUCGAAUCAAGAGUAUUUGUAUUUGUAUUUAGAUGCCCUAGACAAGGUCGAUAGCCGUGGCACAUUCCACUGGAAAUUGGUUAGUUUAUAUGCAAAGUAUAAUCGUUCCAAACUGUUACCAUUUCUAAGACGUUCCAAACAUUAUCCCAUACAAGAAGCAUUGGAUAUUUGUAAAAGUCAAUUGUUUUACCCGGAAACGGUAUAUCUACUGGGACAAAUGGGCAAUGUGGUGGAAGCUUUAAAUAUUAUUAUACAUAAGAUAAAAGACAUAAAAAUGGCAAUAGAGUUUUGUAAAGAACAUGAUGACUCAGAUCUGUGGAAUUUGUUAAUCGAUGAGUCUGUAGAUAAUCCCGAAAUUGUAACAAAACUUUUGGAUGGCAUUAUUGGAUAUGUUAAUCCCGAAUUUUUAAUAAAUAAAAUAAAAAUGGGUCAAAUAAUACCAAAAUUGCGAGAAUCAUUGUACAAACUGCUGAUGGAUUAUCGUUUGCAGGUUAACAUACAGCAGGAUAUUAACAAAAUCCAAUUGCUGGACUAUUUCAAUACCCAUGCGCAGAUAGUGCGGCAACAACAUCGUGGCAUUGGCAUCAGCUAUGACAGUGCAUGUCCGAAAUGUGGUCGUCAUAUUUUGUGCAAGGAUGCAAUACCGCGCAAUGCAAUUGUGGCAUUUCAAUGUGGUCAUAUAUACCAUGAACCCUGCGUGCCCGGGCGAUUUAUACAGGAGCGCUGUGAUGUGUGUACAGUUAAUGUAGAAAAUUGUGAUUAAUCGUAAUUGAAAAGAGAAAAAUAAUACAUUUGUACUCACUCACACUCAUCCACUCUGAGAGAAGAGACAAAACUACAACAAAAUGUAAUAGUCUUUAGCCUAUUUAUUUAUUAAAUAAAAAAAUGAAACAUAAUAUUGUAUUUACAAACAAAAAUGUUAGCUAUAAUUUUUAUUUACCCCAUAACAAUUUAAGCUUUAUGUGUAUUUUUAUACGAAUAUAUGCUUGAAAAAAUAAAAAAGAAAAUAUUAAAAUUAUAA
This is a messenger RNA of Musca domestica (house fly), 2909 nucleotides long. It is a transcript of the gene lt, whose product is annotated as vacuolar protein sorting-associated protein 41 homolog. The record is from RefSeq and is a predicted model, not a curated record. Bases 138 to 2651 code for a protein of 837 amino acids. Gene Ontology annotation, molecular function: protein binding. Gene Ontology annotation, biological process: vesicle-mediated transport; cellular response to starvation; endosomal vesicle fusion. The transcript is spliced from 14 exons. Gene Ontology annotation, cellular component: HOPS complex; late endosome. Lineage: Eukaryota; Metazoa; Arthropoda; Insecta; Diptera; Muscidae.